AUGUGGUUAGAGUCACACUGGAAGAAUAUCCGCCAAACCUUGCUGCUUCUUUUCACUGCUGCUCUUCUCAUUGGGGUCACCAUGCUAGCCAUUUCAUCUAAUAUCAAUCCUGUAGGCUAUUUCUUCCUAGGUGUAGGAGGAGUGUGCCUGAUCGGCUAUUUGUUGAGUGUGUUUGUUGAAUGUUACCUGAAGCAUCAGCGCCUACAUGAUACAAAUGAGAGAGCUCCCAACAGACAGAGCCAAGCAGGGGUGAAUGCUGCCUAUGAAGCACCUACCUAUGAGGAGGUGAUGACUAUGUCAGCUCCAGCAAUAUGGACAAUUGCAUCCAAUCCGGGCACCGUGCCCUCACCACUGAAUGAGCCUCCCCCUUACAAUGUAGUUAUUGAAUCAUCUGCCCGAGGAGAGACUGUGGUAGAGACUCUCAGGGUCUCAGUGCCACCAAACAUAAGGUGCACCUCCGAGACAGACACAGGCUCCCGGAUGCACUUGCAGCUGGUGCAGCCCCCCAGGUUGCAGCGGUUUGUUUCAGACAUCCAUGAAGUGAAAGGUAUUGAAGACAGGUUUGAGCCACUGGAGCCGCUCACUCCACCACCUGCUUAUGAGAAUGCAGUCAACGAUGAGGUCUUUGAACAUGCUUUCCAACCCUCAAUAUUAUGAUUAAUUCCACCUUCUAUGAAUGCAGGACCAACCCCUCACCCCAAUGCAGGCUGCACCUGGAGGGAAGGAGAAGGAGAUGAGUCUUUUUCAUGCCUGAAUCAGUAGAAGUCUGUCUUGCCAUUCUUUGAACCAGAGCUGAACUACAGACAUAGCUUCUGAUUUCACUGGGAUCUUCGUGCAUGCUCAUGACAAUACCACAGUGCUUUGUCCUGGCAGAAGAUAUGGAAGACCACUAGGAAAAAAGCCGUGUAAUAUACAGAAGCAAUUCGGAGCCUGGGGAUACACCUUUUUGGAAGAGGUGAGUGAAUCAUGGGAAGAGACAAGGUCACCAAAGGACUGCUGAAGAACAACUGUGGGAUGCAGCCAGGAUAAGCUGGCUUGGAAAGGGGAGGAACAGAAAUAGCAAUAAGUAAGAGGAAGAUAAUAGCAGUUUCUCUCAUGUAGGAGAGGCCAACAGUGGGACACAUACACAUACCCACUGCCUGGACCACCAAUCUUCCCAGUUUUACAGGAGAAAGUAUUUCUCUAUUGUACAAUACAAAUAUUCUACAAAUUUCUCUCUACAUCGCAGAUCACUCUAGAUACUUUAUUGUCAUCACGGCUGCUGUUUUUGCAUAGAAAUGUCAAUGUUUCCAAGUUCUCAGUAACAACCCUGUGCAUGGAUGUUUUUGUUU
Messenger RNA from Struthio camelus australis, 1331 nucleotides. It is a transcript of the gene TMEM139, whose product is annotated as transmembrane protein 139. The record is from RefSeq and is a predicted model, not a curated record. NCBI's taxonomy places the organism in Eukaryota, Metazoa, Chordata, Aves, Struthioniformes, Struthionidae.